AUGGCUGGGGAAGUGAUAGUAGAUGCGUUGCCAUACAUCGAUCAAGGAUACGAUGAACCUGGAGUUCGAGAAGGGGCUUUUGCUAUGGUCGAAGAAGAAUGUAGGAGGUACCGACCUACCAAAAAUUACUUAGAACACCUGCCGCCACUCAACAUAUCUUCGUUUGAGACCCCUAUAAUGCACAAUGAAUUUGAGAGGCUUCAGAAUCGUUUACCCAUGGAGACCCUGUCUAUGAAGCGUUAUGAACUACCACCGCCGCCCAGUGGUAAACUCAAUGAAGUAGGGGCAUGGCUAGAAUGUGUAGACAACUCAAAAGCACAAUUAGAGCACCAAGCUGUGAGAAUUUUGAAUUUGCAAUUGAUGUUGGAAUAUUGCUGUCCAGCAUGGCAAAGAUAUUUACAAACUCUCAACAGUUUGGAAAAAACUGCCUCAAAAAAGUUAGCUGAAAUCAGGCAGUUGUUACAAGAGGUGAACUGGCAGAGAAAAUCUUUGCAAACCAAGGGUGGGGAUCAACUCAAGGGGUUAGAGGCCAAGUGGGUGGCACUGGUGUCACAUAAUUAUGAGAUUGAGCAGGCAUGUUGUAUGGCUGAGGAUUAUAUAGCACAGGUCAAGCAAAACCCACAGAUAUUGUUCUACCAACAGUCACAAAAAUCAAGUGCAUGA
This is a messenger RNA of Phaedon cochleariae (mustard beetle), 663 nucleotides long. NCBI's taxonomy places the organism in Eukaryota, Metazoa, Arthropoda, Insecta, Coleoptera, Chrysomelidae. The record is from the annotation of a GenBank genome assembly.